Trichomycterus rosablanca is the source of this 7008-nucleotide messenger RNA. It is a transcript of the gene plcb1l, whose product is annotated as phospholipase C beta 1-like. Gene Ontology annotation, cellular component: nuclear speck; cytoplasm. The transcript has 33 exons. Gene Ontology annotation, biological process: phosphatidylinositol-mediated signaling; memory; lipid catabolic process. The record is from RefSeq and is a predicted model, not a curated record. Lineage: Eukaryota; Metazoa; Chordata; Actinopteri; Siluriformes; Trichomycteridae. Bases 178 to 3888 code for a protein of 1236 amino acids. Gene Ontology annotation, molecular function: phosphatidylinositol-4,5-bisphosphate phospholipase C activity; calmodulin binding; calcium ion binding.
CCAUCCUUCUUCAGUGCUGGAAAUUCAGCGCCCACACAGCUGAUAUCUUACAGCGUGGGAAGUAACGCGCUCCGGGCUCACAUGGACUGGAACUAGUACCACUUUUGCUUCUUUGAAUGUUUGACUUGUUACAGACGGCGGAAAAGUGACACUCGUGUGUUCGGUGCAUGAGCUCAGAUGGCGGGUGCACAGCCUGGAGUUCACGCUCUCCAGCUCAAACCCGUCACAGUACCGGAGAGUUUGGUGAAAGGGAGCAAAUUCAUGAAAUGGGAGGAUGACUCCACCACAGUGACUCCUGUGACGUUACGGGUCGACCCUAAUGGCUACUUUCUGUACUGGACUGAUCAGUAUAAGGAGACAGAUCUUCUGGAAAUGUCAUAUAUUAAGGAUGUAAGAACGGGAAAAUAUUCCAGAACACCUAAGGAUGCAAAAAUACGAGAGCAACUGGGUCUGGCCAGUGUGGUUGGUAAAAUUGAGAACCGAAUGCUGACAGUGGUGACGGGUCCAGACAUGGUCAACAUCACCUACAUGAACUUUAUGGCCAUAGAAGAUGAUGUGGCAAAGAGGUGGGCAGAUGAGCUCUUCAGCAUGGCCUCCAACCUCCUGGCCCAAAAUAUGUCCCGGCAGACCUGUUUAGAAAAAGUGUAUAGUAGACUGGUGCUGCAGCUCACUCAAGAGGGAAGUAUUCCUGUAAAAAAUAUCUUUCGGGUGUUUUCGGCAGACAGGAAGCGGGUUGAGAACGCUCUGGAGAUCUGUGGCCUUCCGUUUGGCAGAAAUGAUGCAAUUCCACUAGAACAGUUCACUCCAGAUAUAUACAGAGUCUUUCUCAAUAACAUUUGUCCAAGGAAGGACAUCGAUACCAUCUUCUCUGAAAUUGGUGCUAAGAGCAGACCGUACCUUACAGUAGAUCAAAUUACUGAUUUCAUCAACAACAAGCAGCGGGACCCCCGGCUGAACGAGAUCCUGUACCCUCCACUUAAACCUGAGCAAGUGCAGGCACUGGUGGAGAGAUAUGAACCGGACAUCAUGCUCUACCAGAGAGGUCAGAUCUCUGUGGAAGGCUUUGCGAGAUAUCUAUUUGGUGAGGAAAAUAGCAUCAUACCCCCAGAGAAGCUGGAUCAGAGUGAAGACAUGACAUUUCCAAUGUCGCACUAUUUUAUUAACUCCUCCCAUAACACCUACCUCACAGCAGGCCAGCUGGCAGGGAACUCUUCGGUGGAGAUGUACAAGCAGGUGCUGCUUUCAGGCUGCCGCUGUAUAGAGCUGGACUGCUGGAAGGGCCGCACAGCAGAGGAGGAACCAAUCAUCACCCAUGGUUUCACCAUGACCACCGAGAUCUCCUUUAAGGAAGUGAUUGAGGCCAUUGCUGAGAGCGCCUUCAAGACGUCCCCUUUCCCCGUCAUCCUGUCAUUUGAGAAUCAUGUGGAUUCUCCCAAGCAGCAGGCUAAGAUGGCUGAGUAUUGCAGAUCAAUAUUUGGAGAUGCUCUGCUCAUAGAACCACUGGAGAAAUACCCGCUGGAAACUGGAAUUUGUCUGCCCAGCCCCAUGGACCUCAAGGGUAAAAUUCUUAUCAAGAACAAGAAGAAUUCCCAAAAAGAAGAAGGCAGUACGAAAAAGAAGCUCUGUGAGCAAACCUCCAACACCUGUAGUGAUACAUCCAGUGGAUGUGAGCCGUCCUCUCCCAGUGCAGGCUCCACUAAUCUGGAACAACCAGAUUCCAGUCAGCCCAACUCUGAAGGAAGGAAGGACGUUGGUGAUGUUGAAGCAGACAGCGAGGAUGAGGAUGAUGACGAUGACGAGUCUAAAAAGUCCAUUGAUGAGGGGACAGCUGGAAGUGAAGCAUUUGCCACGGAGGAGAUGUCCAACCUUGUCAACUAUGUCCAGCCUGUCAAGUUCCACUCCUUCGAGUUAGCAAAAAAGUUAAACCGAAGUUUUUACAUGUCAUCAUUUGUGGAGACCAAGGCUCUGGAGCAUCUAACAAAGUCCCCAGUGGAAUUUGUAGAAUAUAACAAACUUCAAAUGAGCCGAAUUUACCCUAAAGGCACUAGAGUGGACUCGUCAAAUUACAUGCCUCAGGUCUUCUGGAACUCUGGCUGUCAGCUUGUGGCUCUGAACUUCCAGACGAUAGAUCUGUCCAUGCAGCUGAACCAGGGAUUGUUUGAGUACAAUGGAAAAUGUGGUUACAGACUGAAGCCUGAGGUUAUGAGGAGGCCUGAUAAAAACUUUGACCAGUUUACUGAGAGCACAGUGGAUGGGAUUGUAGCGCACACACUGUCAGUCAAGAUCAUAUCAGGACAGUUUCUGUCUGAUAAAAAAGUUGGCACAUACGUGGAAGUGGACAUGUUUGGACUUCCAGUGGACACAAGAAGGAAAGCGUUUCGAACUAAGACGUCCCCUGGGAAUGCUGUCAACCCUGUGUGGGAUGAAGAGCCCAUAGUCUUUAAGAAGAUUGUUCUCCCUGCACUUGCAUCUUUAAGAAUAGCUGUGUAUGAAGACAGCGGAAAAAUUAUCGGCCAGUGCAUCAUUCCAGUGAGCGCUAUCCGACCUGGUUACCAUUACAUUGGACUGAGGAAUGAAAAGAACCAGCCACUCACACUGCCUGCUGUUUUUGUCUACACUGAAGUAAAAGACUAUGUUCCUGACACAUUCGCAGAUGUGAUAGAGGCACUCGCCAAUCCUAUUCGCUACAUUAACCUGAUGGAGCAAAGAGCCAGUCAGCUUGCAGCUCUUACAGAAGAAGACGGAGUACAAGAACUGAAUAACAAGGAGAUAGAUACAUGUAAGGAGCCCGUGUCAGAGCCAAAAAAUGAUGCCCAGCGCCCCCCAGCAGAGAACGGAAUGACCUCAACUCCUUUAAUAACUUCCAAACCGCCCUCAGUGAUCCACCCUCCUCCACACUCUACAGGAUCUGGGAAAUCAUUUCAAAAGACUGAAGAUGUGAUUUCAAGUGUAUUGACAGUUACAAGUGGUAUCUGCAAUUUCGAGGCUCAGACUCUGGAGGAUCUAAAGCAGCAAAAAGCAUUUGUUCGGGAGCAGAAGAAGCAGUACAAAGAGCUAAAGGAGCUGGUAAAAAAGCACCAUAAGAAAACCACAGAUUUGAUUAAAGAGCAUAUGGCCAGGCAGAGCGAGUUGAACGCUGAACAUCAGCGGCAGCUGUCAGUCCUGCAGAAGAGCUCCAGACGAGAUGGUAAGAAAAGACCAGGUUCUGCUGCUGAUCAGAAGCUGGUUGCUCUGGAGGAAGAGAAUUCCCAAAGACUGGCUGAGCUAAAAAAACAACAGCAACAGCAGCUGCUGACUCUCAGACAGGAUCAGUACUACAGUGAGCAGUACCUGAAAGGCAAACACAUUAAACAGCUGAUGGAGAAGCUGACCGUUGUUGCUGAGGAGUGUCAGAGUAAUCAGCUAAAGAAGCUGAAGGAGCUGUGUGAGAAGGAAAAGAAAGAACUAAAGAAGAAGAUGGAUAAGAAGAGACAGGAGAGGAUACAGGAGGCUAAAUCCAGGGAGAAGAACUUAACAGAAGAAGAGAAGUUAGAGAUCAACAGGUCACAUGUAAAUGAAGUUGUACAGUACAUUAAAAGGCUGGAAGAUGCUCAGAGAAAAAGACAUGAGAAGUUGACCGAAGCGCACAAACUGAUACGGCAGCAAAUUCUGGAGGAGAAACCAAAGCUUCAAAACGAGCUGGACCAGGAAUACCAGGACAAGUUUCGACGUCUUCCAGUGGAAAUCCAAGAGUUUGUACAGGACGGCGCUGAAGGAAAACUGAGUGACGAGUGGGAUUCAAGUCUAAGCACCUCUUCCACCGCUGAGAAGCUCAUCUAUAAAGCAGGCCAGUCAGAAGAGGAAGGGGAUGAAGACUCUACAGAGAAGGUGUUUGAUACGCCUCUCUAAGCUAGGUUUGAUGAUUUGGAAUAUGUUAACAUACUGUAUGUAAAUAGAUUUUGUAAUAUAGAUCUUCUCAUUUGCCUUGACAAAUCUGCUGGGAGAAGCAUUUGCUAGCAGUACAUUAAAAUUAUUUAGGUUAACAACUAGAAUACUGAUGGUUUCUUUGUUUUAUUUGGUCUUUAUCUUUUUACAGAGGUUACGGAGCUCACUGUAAAAUGACAAAUUGGAUUAUACAGCUUCUGUUAGGAUUUGGCUAAACAAUAUGGAUUGUGUUUAUUCUAUAGUGGAUUUAAAAGAAAUUUGUUUAAAAAAAAGUCUUACCUUACACAAUUGUUGGUAGGGCUAGAUAUGAAAAUCAUUUCACUGAAAGUCUAUAAAAGUUGUAUAAACCUCUAAUACAGAUUUUCAUCGUUUCAACAAAAGCUUUUUGUCCUAUAUUCACAAAAGCUUAGCAACUUUAACCCAUCAUUACAAUAUCUGCUACUGUUUUUAGAUCACCACUUUUGUGUUUGAUAUUAAAGUAGUUUUGUUGGAUAUUUUAAUCAUUCAAUUUUCAUCUUUUUAUAUCUGUAAAUGAAACCCAACAGACACUUAGUUAAAGUAACUUAUUAGAUGUGUAUUUAUUUGCAUGUUUUGUACACUUGUAACAUAAAACAUAUUUAGCAGACAAAAUAAGACAACAUAUGCAUACUUAUAAGUGUAAAUAUUGUGUUUUUUUGUUUAAGAAAGAAAAGAAAAAUGCUUUUAUGGUGGGACAUUCUCUGACAUUCCUCAAUUCUCAGACAAAACAGCAUUUUUGCCAGACUAAACAAAGUCUCAGGAAAGAAAUAGUCUAUGUCUUUGAUUUUAUACCACUAAACACUGUAGGCAAAAUGAUCCUAAUCAAAAAAUCAUUACAAAACGUGGCAUAGAUUAAAUUGGACCAAACUAAUUUUGCAAUUUCUAACCAUAGUGUUGACAACUGUGACAAAGUUUCAAGGAAGCUAGACAGCGUAAAAGCAAAAUCAAACUGCACUACCCCGCAGAACCGUGUAGUGGUAAGUUUACAUGAACAUGAGUCACACAAUGAGCAGCCCAAUAUAAAUUAUAGCUUGGUACUGGCUACUUGAGCUCAUGAUCUUUGUUCAAGAUUGUUUGCCAAGUGACUUUCAUUUCAUUCAUUUUGACCAAGGCUGUUUUGUCUGAUGCUUUUAUUUCUGAGUUAGUUUUGUUGAUUACUCUUUGUGGACAUGAUGUCUGUCACCAUUUAUCCCAACGCUUUCUUGUCUGAGGUGAUUUUGCCACAUUUAUUUUUGUCCCCAGCAGCAUAAACACUAAAUCAUUACUAACCUUUGACAUAAUUUUCCAGAGACUUGAAGUCAUUUUGUCUGAGGAAUUAUGCAUUUUUUUCUACGAAGUGAGCUGGAAAUCUAAGGACGUUUUAAAAUGUAAGCUAUGAUUAUGUAAAUCUGAACACAGUGAAAAAGCUGAAAAUAGAUACAGUUUACAGUAGCAAUUAUACGUACAUCAUCCACAACAUUAAAACUGACAAGUGAAGUGAGUAAUUAUCCUGAGUAAUCAUUGAUUAUGUUGUUACGAUGGCACCUGUCAAGGGGAGGGAUAUAUUCUGCAGCAAGUGCACAGUCAGUCCUUGAAAUUUAUGUGUUGGAAGCAGAAAAAAUUGACAAGCAUAAGGAAGCAUACAUACACAUUUUCACCAGAACAAUGUUUACUAAUGAUUUAAAAAAUUUUUAGAAAAGCAAAUAUAAAUGCACUAAACAUUUAUAGAGAAAAAUAUUUCAACUGGAUAGCCUAUACCAUUUCAGAAUGUGGUUUAAGACUCAUGUUACAUGGAUACAUCUUGUAACAAGUGUACAUGCACACAUCUUUCAUAUCUAACUUAAAAUUCUUCCACUAAUUUUAUACCUUACGUGUCUUCAAGCAGAUUAAAAAGCUAGUUUUAACGACACAUAUCUUUUGUGCAAAACGGCUGGAACGAAUAUUUCUAUUGCCCCUAGGUGGGCAUGUGUUAAGUCUGUGGCGCCCUGUUAAAGAGUGGCACCCUAUUCAGGGUAUAUUACGUUUAGGGUAUAUUAUUAUGUUUAGUGUUUCUGGGUUAACCCAACACAAGCCUAACUAGAAUUAAAAGGUGAAAAUAAAUUAAUCAAUACAUUAAAAAUGAUAACCUUCUUUUGAAUAAAUCAUUAUUUUUUUUAUUUUAAGCAAUGUAGCAUUUUUAUAAAGCUGCAGUAUGUAAAGUUUUGGGAAUUAUUUGGCAACAUGCAAAAUAUAAUUUUGCAAUUGUAGUUUGUGGUUUCUCUUCUCUAUAGGUAAUCUGAAUCUGAAGUCAUUAAUUUGUUAUGACACAAUGACAUAAGUCAUUCCAAUAACAUGUUUAUGUUGAAUACUCAACAGUGCUACCACUACAUUCUUAUUUUUGCUUUUCAGGGUAAUACACAGCAGCACAAUAACAUCAUGGUUUGAAUUUUCCUUCUGAAUUACUGUAAUAAUGCUAUUUUUUUUAAUAAAAGCAAGCGUUACAUAUUGCGGCUUUAAUAUUUACUGUAAAUAAUAUAUCAGCAAAGACGUAUUUAACACAUCCAUCAGUGCUUGAAUUUCCAAUACACAUUUCAAAUGUAGAAUAUAUUUUAUGCAUGAAAGCUAUUUAUUGUCCCAGUGGUUCAAAGCAAGACUGUCUGCAGACAACUGUAAAACUUACAGGCUGUAGUGCCAUGUAACAAAAUUGAUUUAAAAUGUUAUUUUAUUUUUCAAAAAAAAUGUUGCCAUGAUGUUGGUUUUGUGCCUUUUUUAUAUGUUUGCCUUGUCAAAUGCCUAAAAUGCAUUGUGUAAAGUUGUGAUUGUAACACAAAAGACUGUGUUUAGUUGUAUGUCUGUUUGUCCUUUGUUGAAUUGCUUUUGUGCACUUUUACUACUGAAACACUACUGAGUAACAUUUGUGAAUAGCAGUAUUUGGGCAGAAUGAUAUAAAUUCUAUUGUGGAUAAUAAUAUUGUCUGCUGGCUGUCACUCUUCUUUAGCCUAACUGUACGAGAUAAAUGCAGUCGUAAAAGAAUAUUACAAAAUAUGCUGAAAUGUAAAUUGAGGUGAAUGGAGAAUGUAAAUAAAAUGAAAAUUGGAUCUAUAAGCA